Molecule: messenger RNA, 11364 nt
Organism: Stegodyphus dumicola
Lineage: Eukaryota; Metazoa; Arthropoda; Arachnida; Araneae; Eresidae
Product: LHFPL tetraspan subfamily member 2 protein-like
Cellular component (GO): membrane
Source: RefSeq, a predicted model, not a curated record
UCCACACGUGGUUGCAUCCAGCGAACGGCUGCUUCUAUUAGACGUCUCGUGCGCGGUAUGACAUCAUGUAGCCACCAUCCAUCUGCUCUGUUGCUGUCAGAUUAUGAUCCCGAAUAUUAGUCUUCAGUAAUUUAGAUUGUUGCUGAAACGAGUAAUCCCGCAUCACGGUAACUGAGUAUUGCUGUCAAGCAUCAUAGUCGCAUGGAAUACGCACAAUGAAACCAAGGAACAUCUUUAUCACAGAUUUAACACCUGAUGAUGACUACCAUGUAAGAAGGAUGUGCUAUAUGAUCGUCACUUCGAGGACGUUGUUGUGGACACUGCUGACCAUGGCAACAACUCUGGCGAUGGUAGCAGCCGUUAUCACUCCCACUUGGCUCAUUGGCCCUUCCCGUAGACUUCGAAGCAGGAGCAAAGCGAGCUCUGAUGAUGAGAUAUUUACCCCUUCUCUAGGACUGUAUAAUGGCUGCAUUAAAGUUCACGAGAUUGAUCAGCUUUUUACUGAAAACUGCGCUCCUUUUGUGACGAGCUUCAGUAUGUCUUCUGAUGAUUUUCCUAAUUUUUGGAAGGCCGCCCUAGUCCUCUUUGUGUGCGGCCUGGGACUUCUUUCAUUUACCCUCAUCACAUCCCUAUCUUGUUGUUGCAUUCGAAGCGUCUUCAGAAAAUCGGUGUUCACAGUGUCCGGUACCAUUCAAGCCAUUGCAGGCAUUUUGUUCAUGCUUGGCUUGGUGCUUUAUCCUGCCGGAUGGGGAAGUCGACGCAUCCAAAUGGUUUGCAGCAGCAAAGUAGGACCGUACUACAUUGGGGACUGUUCCAUAGGUUGGACUUACUACCUAGCCAUUAUUGGAACUAUCGUUACUUUUAUCUGCUCCUUACUCUCCAUACAAGCAGAAAUCUCAACUUCCAGCACCAAAGUUCAAGAUGGCCUCAUUGAGGGCAAAAAUGUCAUAUGCCUCAUAUGAUCGCCCACCUACGCAUCCUGCAUCUCUUUUGAUUCAAGAUAGCUGUCGUGUUCAUCGCCGUCGACAAUGGAGCACUUUUUUAUGUGUGGUUUUUUGCAUCACUGGACGAUGGGUGAAUAGCGGAGCAGUCAUCCAUGUGACAAUCUUUCACCUAUUUAUUGUAAACAAAAUUGUUCUAAAAUAAAACAAAUGGUGAAGGGAACUGGGAUACAAUGGGCAUUAUUACUUUCUUAUGGAAGAUUGAACUUUUAUAAAUUCCAAUGCAUAUUAGACCUUUUCAGUUUUUAAAUAAAGGCUUUAAUAUAGCUUUUUGUUUUCUGCGCUUAAGAAUAACUCACGCUGCAAACUGUUUAUUUUUUCCUUCAUUAAACGUUGGGAUGAGAAGGGUUAAGCUUUCCCCCUCUCGGACAUUUGCUGAACAAAACCCAUCAUUUGUAAUCAGUAAUUAUAUGUUCUUCUGAAGUUUCACAUUUGUCUUGUUAAUGAGCUCAUUUUUUAACAGCUACAGUUCAACAUUAUCUUCCACAUGAUACCAGCUUUCAAAUGAAAUGUGCAGAUAUUUUUAAUGUGAUGAACAAUAGAUGGAAUACAGAACCACAGGAAGUUCAAAGAGACGGUUGAACGUGUAACUGUUGACAAAGACUGAGUGUAACAUUGUUUCUGAAUUAUUUGAAAUAUAUCUUUAUAGUAUUUUAACUAUCAUAAUUUGUUAUCCGGUGUAUUUAAUAACGUAAGUACUAAUUAACAAUAUGAACAGUAACUUGUACAACUUGUAUGCCAGGUAGAUGAGUAAAUACAAAUGUUAAAAGCAUAUGUAAAUUGUUGCGCAUAUGUUAUGAAGUUCGUAAUAUUAAAAUAAACGUUUCAAACUCAGUGCGGUAUUGUAGCAGAAAACAAACUUUCAAUAGUUUGAUUUUUAUGUUUAAAAAAGAAAAACAUAGAAAAGUUUUCUUUCAUUCAUGGAAGAAUGCUAUGUUGGUAAAAUUUUAGUGCUGAAGUAUUCAUGAGUUUUAAAUGUCUUUAUAUUUGUAUAUGCUAAAUAUCUGAAGCAGGUAAGAUGAAUGACAAAAAUGUUAAUUCGCACUUCUGAUUGUUGUAACACUACUUGAUGUGUUUUCACCUUGUUCAAUGAUACUUGUGAUUUUACUAUAGCGUGUACUCAGCAUUUGUGUUUAAAAAUUACUUCCACGUUUAGUUAAUUUUAAUGCUAUUGUUACUUAAUAAGAGAAAUAUAGUUGAAUGAAAAGUUAAUUAUUUUUGUGAAUACUAUUUAAACAAAAAUUGCAUUUGUUAUGAAGAAAUUAAGCCAUAAAGUGAAAAAGAGGACCUUUUAUCACUAAUAAUAUAAUAUGCGUUUUAUUCAUUACAAAAAGUUAAUUAUUUAUGAUGAAUAAUACGUUAAUAUAAGGAACGUAUUGUGUAUUUGUGAACUCUUGUGUUUUUACAAUUUAAACCUUUAAUUUUUUCAAACUCGCAGUUACUUUAGCAUUUUUAAACUGUUGUAUUUUAGACAUAGGCCCCGUGAAGUGUUUAAUAUUAAUAAUCAAUUCUAUUUUAAUUAAAAAAUUAUAUUUAAAAUUAAAUUAUAGAAGUAUACUUUAGUAGAAUUUAUGAUUAAAGACAUAAAAAUAUAUGUCUAUUUUUCUAUAGCACAGGUAGAAGUUUUAUAACUUCUUACUGUACUUUUGUUAUUGCAUUUAUAAUAGAAAUAACUUUCUUGAAGUUAAGAGGAUGUACAAACUAUUUGAGCAUAUUAAACUAUCGAAUUUAAUAACUUCAUGUAUUACCCAUUGGAAUUAAUAUAUCAAUUUAUUCCUUUUAAGAGCUCUUUGGCAUAUCUAUGGAUGGUUUUAUAAUUAAUAUAAUUAAUUCAAAAAAUGCAAUUAAACUGUAUUCAUGUAAAAUUUACGCUGUGAGAACAAAUUAAACUAUUUAUAUUAUUUUCCAAUAUACUAUAGCAAUAUCUAGCUUAUAACUAAGUAGAAAUUUCAAAAUUUGUUAAAAAGGCGUAUAAAAAUUACUAUCGCAAUUAAGAUUUGAAUGCAUUAUCAAAUUCACUUCUGGAACAAAAACUGCAUUUACAACUCGAAACGGCAAACGCAGCAAAAUGAAGUUUUCAGAUUUAGGUUCAUUCGAUCAUGACAGAAUACUUGAGGACUAUCUGCCUAUUGGAUGGAAGCCUUCGUGCCUUUUUAAGAGAAACUGGCUAGUAUCAACGUUGCACAUGAAAAACUACGAAAAUGCCGAUGUAGCUCCGUGCGCCUGGAUCGAGCUACCAGUGUUCAGAUCUUUACCGCUCGGCCGCUGGUGGGCCAGCAAAAUAAUGGAAAAUUGUAAUUAAAAUUAUUGUAGUUAAAUAAACUUUUCUUUUCUAAUAAACGUGUCAAUAAUCUUAUGCUUCUUUUACGCUUUAAAAAGCAAAAUUGCUGUAAGUAAUUGAUAUAUGAAAAGACAUAGCAUCAACUGUAGUAAAGAUAUCUUCUAAAAAUAUGGAAAAAUAUUUUAAGAUUGGUAAGGCAGUUAAUUGCUCUGCUGUGAAUUACGUUAAUUCCCAAAACACUACAUUAAUUCGAUACAGAUCACUGUUAUUAUAGAACCUUUUUUGAUUAAAAGCAAUUAUGUUGUAGUUAAAAAUAGUUCCCUAUAGCAAUGUGAUAUACAUCUUCAUAAAUAAAUUAGAAUAAUUAUAUACUCUUUAUAACAAAUAAAUGUUCUUAAAAAACUUCAGAUAAUAACGUAAUCAAUAGUUUUCAAGUCCGAUACCCUUAAAUCUAAGUAAGUUGCUUGAUAUCAUUUGCAUCAUAUACAGUUCCAGUAUCGUAAAACUAGGAAACCAGAUAUUUAUUAAUGUUUGGUCUUAAACAUCUGAAGUAAACAAAACUUUUAAACUGGGCUAAAAAUAAGUAUUUAUUGAUGCUGCAACUAAAAACGUUGACUAUUAUAAAUCCAUCUACACUACCGAACGGAAACUGGUUUCGCCUUUAUGAUAGCUAUAAAUUCUGAGUAAUCGUUUGUUGUAGAAGAGAAAUGUGAGGGUGAAUUUCUUUUUUCUGGGUACUUUGCUAUCGGAACCUUGCACGAAAUUAAAUUCAUAAAUUUCAUCGAUAUGUUUUUAUUAUCAGUACUUCAGCCAAGUUUCUAUUUAUUUUUCGCAUGAACUUGUAAAUUUUUUUCGGUUUCUUUUCUGACUUGUUUCUGGUAUUUACUUAACAUUUUAGGCUAGUAUAACUAUUCUGAAACCAAAUUCUCAACCUAUUUAACAUAAAUUAUAAAAUACUUAACAUGAUUCAAACAAAAAUUUAGAAAUGCCAGAUAUCCCAGAAAUCAAGUAUCAUAAGAAAUUUUAAACUUUUAAGAAAUCUUUUCAAAUGAAUCCUUUUUUGUUUACUGUCUGCAGAUCCAGUCCGUAUUAUAACAGCGGUAACACAUUUACAAUGGCAAUAUGAUCUAUUAGAUAAGUUCUUGCAGAUGCGUAGUAUGAUUUUACCAGUACUGUUCUGGACAUAAAAAGAUUAGUUUUUAGAGUGAUGCUUGAUUAUGAAAGCCGAGCUAUGGGCUUUGUUGGAGAAAUUCCCCUCUCUUUCAGGGCUUAACCAGAUCAUGAAAGCUGGCAUCAAGGUAUUUUCUUACGAUUGUGGCACAUUCUGAUCUCGUUGAUGCUGAAGGUAAUGGGAUUGUCUACAGAAUUCGAACCUAAUAAUUUGCCAUUGUAGCUAAAUACUUUUAAGUAAUCGAGAAAUAUUAAAUUGUUAUAAAUAUUUCAAUUACGAACGGAGUGUAUCAACGGAUUUAAGUCUUACUAUUUUUGUUUAAAAUUCUCUUUAAGUGUUUACUUUAAUAAAACAGGUGAAUUUUACCAGUGUAUGUGGUAACAGCAGCAGAGAGGAUGGACCAUAGAUCUCCUGAUAAUUGCACUUGGAAAAGGUUAGUAAUUUCUUCAAUAUAUUGAUUAGGCUUUGCCUAAUAUUAUUACUGAUUACGUGUGUAACAAAAAUGUAAAACUCAUUAUGCUUGUUAUCAAAAACUUGUGCUAAGGAUACAGACUGAGCGUUUCCUUCGAAGAUAUUUUAUCAGAGUCUCAAUACAGCGUACUGUUAGUCAUCCUAAUACCCACAAUUGGCAACAGAAUUUAAAACUUGAGGCAAAAAGCUAAAACAUUAUGUGCUGCAGAGUACGAUACAUGUUAGAACUUUUUCUUUCUGGAUGGACUUAAAAGAUAAACCUGCUUUCAGUGCAAGUGUUACCAAACGAAACCCAUUAAAAAAAUCAGAGGAAUAUAUCGCGGUUGAACAGUUUUAGGGAUUUGAGCUAAAUCCCAUUCCAGAGCAAGAAUCACCUUGUGGUGUAAGCAGUCGUACUGCAAUGUUCUAAUGCAGAAUCUGCUAUUUUAAUCUUGACUGCGUUCACAAAAUUUCAUGUGACUUGUCAAACGUUUGUUUAGUUGAUUACGAAAAUAUGAAAGACCACUAGGAUAACUCGAAAUCCAUUCGAAACACGUCGUUUGCAAGUAUACUUGUUCGCAAAUCACUUUAUUACUAGUAAAGUUUCACCGCUGAAUAUUCCAAACACAUUUAUUUUAAUAAUGCAAGGUAAAUAACUUGUUUUUUCAUACGUAAAUGUAACUGAACGGAGGUGUCUUCAGAAAAGAUAACUACUGUUUUUUGCUAUUUUUAAAUGCUCAAAAUCUUAAAAAUAGUUAUAUUAAAGUAUACCAAUUUCAAAUAUUCAAUCACAAAACACAAUACGUGUUCAAACUAGAAAGUUUUAUUAGUGUUAUCUUUGGCUUUUCAUAGCAGAAUUUAUCAAACUCAGUAUCAAAUAUUCUGAAUAAAAUAUAUUCAUAAUUUCAUCAACCAAAUUCGAAGACUGUUGUAACAUUUUCCAGUUUAGUUUAUGUAUGUUACGUUCUGAAUAGUUGUUUCUUAACUUUGCUUCUGGUGGAAUAACGUAUGAAUAUUUUGUAUGCUGUAAAAAUAAUGCGCAAAGUUGUUUCUGUGUUUGAAUACAUGUGUAAUAUCAAAUAUCUAUAUGUAUUGAAAUAAUUUAAAAUUUGAAUUUUUCAUGCCAUGACACACUGGAAGAAAAAAGCUUCUUAUAUAUAUAUAUUUUAUAAAACUAUUGUUCCAACGACAGUAAUAAACAUUACGUUAUAGGUAUUGUAAUAUUAAUUUAGAAGAGAUUUUAAAACAUCUUUGGUAGAGAUAUUACAUUUUAGUCAUUUUAUAAAAGUUCUUCGGCAUUAGAGUGAUAUUUUAAGAUUUUGUAAUAACAGAAAAUAUGUUUAUAAGAUUAGUAAAUGAACUAUUUCGAUGUAUUUCUUAGUGUCUGUUGCCUUGCGAAAUGUUCUGAAAUGGAUAUCAUGUGUGUUUUUAAAUUUUGUUUCUUGAAUUGAUGGGUGCAAGAUACAUUUGUGCAAAUCUUAUCAUUUUUAAUGAUCUGUUGUAAAAUUUGCAGCUGGAUAUGGUAAAAUCAUAAAUAAUAUUAAACAUGCAAGCAAGUGCUCAACUGUAUUUAUGUUAAUGUUUGCAAAGCAGGCUUUGCAAAAGCUCUGCACGAGUAAAGAAAAUAAUUACAUUAUGUAAGACCUUUGUUAUAAAGUAGAUUUAACUUUAUUAAAAGAAAACACUCUUUACCUGAUAAUCAAACUCUAAUAAUGCUUAUAAGGUUAAACCUCUUGACAACUGCAUCUACUCGAAGAGGAAUUAACAAACUUGAAGCGCGUCUACAGGAAAUUCUUACAGGACACAUUACUUACAGGAAAAUGGAGUGACUUUCAAAUUAUCAUUAGCAAACAGAUGAACCUUAUUAGUAUUGGCAUUUUUCCGAGAAACUGAAUGCUUAGGAACGUUUCUUUUUUGAGCCCGGAAGUUAGAAAUGCAGACCUCAGCUCGAAUUAUCUCUGAAGUAUGGAAGAAAAGAGAAUGCCAGAAACUUGCCGUCUGACUCACGGUACCGAUUGAUUAGUGGUAACCUUUUCAAUAGUCAUUCCACAGUUACUGGGCAUCGUAAGGCCAAUAGCGACAUCUCUUUAUAUGCGUAGAUCACCUUUUCUUUCGGAAAUUAAUGUUUUGAGUCAUGACGAAAAUGUAUUUCAAAUUUAUCAUGAAACAUUAAAAUACGUUCGACUUUAAAUUUAACUUGAAUUUAAAAAUUGAUUUCUAAUGCCUUGCUCGUUGCACAAUUAAAUAAUCACGAUAAAGUAACUUUUUAGGAAAUUUACGGCGCUCCAUACCUGAUGGAAAGUACUAAACAUGUGGCCAUGUGACCCCAGAAGAAUGAAAUUAUUAUGGCAAUUAUUGAGUUUUAUAUCAAUAAUUAAAACGCAGUGAAAUAUAUAAAUUAUUCUUAAUGAAUGUGUCUGAAUGAUAAAAGAAUUUUAACAUGUAAUUCUGAAUUUAAAAAUUAUUGUUUAUUUGAUGUUAAUUUUAAUAUAAAUAUGAAUUUCCAGAAGUGUUAAAAUACAUAGCAUCAGUGUAAUCUGUUUAAGAUUAAAUAGGGUAAUCGCUCUGAAUCAUCUAUGAUAUAUAAACAGUCAAUCUCAAAAUGUUUUUAGCAUUUAUAUUAGGUUCAAAUCCAAUAUUAUUUAAGUCGUAUGUAUGAGUUAGAAAUAUCUGCUGUGCUUAAAAAUCAUUGCUAUGAUAAAAGUCCAGAAAUAGUUUUUAAUAUUUCACAUAACGAUGUCAAAGUUUCUGAGGAACAUUCAGAAGUUCAUGCUUGUCACUUCUGAAAGAGCAGACGUGUCUAUAAAUCCAAAAUCUUUCAAAGCGCAGUUUAAUUCUUAAAUGAUUAUAGUACUGUUUAAUUCAUAUGAUUCACGAAACCAAUUACGUCUUAAAUUCAAUAAAAUUAAUCAUUGUUUCAUUGGAAUGUUUUGAUGCAUAUAUUAAUUAAAAAAUGCUCUUUUCCAUGAAAAUUAGCAUUUCUAAUUUAAAUUAGAGUUUCACUAUGCAUUUGCAACCAGUAUUCACAUGGGCUGCUCAAUAGAUCUUAAACAAGCUGGUAAAACCAUGAUUUGAGAAAAACAACCCGUUCAGUCAGAAACACCGUUAAAAAAAGAUUUCAGAAGUAUUUGUUUGAACAAGUAAAAAACAAAAACGUGAAUGUAUUGACAUUUACUGAAUUGCUUCCUUUUAUUUCAUAAAUUAUAUAUUCCUUGUAGUGUCAAUGUUAUUAUUAUGCCUCUUCAGAAACCCAGAAAAAUAUCCAUAACACGACAAUGUAUAUAAGAUGAAACUCAAAGAUUGUGUUUCCUAUUUACUAAAUAUAAAUAUACUUCAGAAUAUUUCACAAUGCGUUUGUUAUUAUUUUAGCUAUCUAGCUAUACUUUCUCCAUCUCAUAACAUAUUAAGAUUAACAUAUUAAGAACAUUAACGUAUUAAGAACGCGCAGAUUCAAUAAGCAAACAAAUGUGAAGCAAAUUUCUUACAGCAUAAGCUGGUUUUUAUGAUUUUAACAACAAAUUUAUUGCAACGAACUCUGACAUUACAGCAGACAGCUUCACUUCAGUACUUGCAAUCAUGUACUGAAUCUAACUAAUACCCUAAGGAUUCCUACUUGACCGUUUUCGUAACUUAAAAAUAUAUCAGCUUCUAGGCUAGGACGGUCAAGUCCAUUUGCAGAAGCUACAUAUUUAAAUGUCUAUAUUGUUAACUUUAGUAGCCCUACAAGGACAAUAAUUUGCUAUCCAACCGUAAGCUCGAUGCUUAGCAAUUAAUUAUUACAUGCGCAUUUUUCUUAUUAGUUUUAUUCUUUCUCUCAUUUACAUACUUUUGAAGUGCAUGUAUGGCAUGAGUUUAGUUUUAAUUAUGGCAUUGCACUUGAUGACCUAAUGGAAAAGAUGCCUUCGUGGAGGAGUUUGUAGGAGAAACUGGCUCGUAUCCGCGUUACACACGGCAAAAACCACGAAAAUGCCCAUGCAGUCAGCCCGUUCGCUUGGAACCAAACCCGGGUCUAAGCACCAGUGUUCAGUGACCUUACCACUCAGCCGCUGUUGGGCUCCGUCUGAAAUGAAAUUAGGUUAGGUUACUUGAUUAGGUAAAUUACACGAAAGCUAGCUGCUUAAAGGAGAAAAUACCUUCGUGGAGGGCUUUCUAAGAAAAACUGGUUCAUAUUCACGUUACACACAAGCGGAAAACUAGAAAACCAACCAUGUAACUGCCCAGUCGCCUGGGACUGAACCCGGGUCGAACUCUUAGUAUUCAGCAAUCUCAACCACUCUGCCAUUAUGUGAAUGAAGUGAGCAAGAGUAGACAGAAAUAAAAAUCGAAGAUUAACAUGGUAGCGAAAAUAGUAAAAUCCUUAAAUGGUAAUUAAGCUGCUAUUCUUUCAAGAUGGUUUUGUCUUAUUAAAUGCCUUAUUUCAAGAAGGUUUUGCCUUAUUAUUAUUUAAUGUAAAUUUCCAAUAGGUCUUAUCUUCAGGAGCUAAAUUUUUCUGGAUGAACGUUGUGAUACGAUUACCGUAAAAAUCCUAGUGUUAGGGUGAUCGAAUGAAGCGAUUUAUAAUCAAGGUGAUGACAUUCGUGUUACAGACAAUAAUUCUGUGUUCAGUAAGAUCCGUUUGUUAUGAAUAUUGAGCUCAGCAUUUUCUCUUAUUUUGCUGUGACUUAUCUCACUUUUCUGACAAUAAAAUCAGAUCAUGUCCGUGAGUGUAGGGAAGAGGCAAGGAUUAUGCGUGUUAUUGGCUUAAGCCUUGGGCACCGUACACUACGCGUCUUCUCAGUUCCACUCCAGUUUUGGAAGAGGAUUUCCCUGAGACGGACUAGAGGGUCUCCCACUCCUCUUCCGCUUCCAUGAGCCUCUCGAAAGGCCUUUAUUUCUUGGCGGUAUUUUAAACGCCUCACUGCCACCAUGUCAACAGGGCGGUAUAUCAUUUUCUAAUUCAUUUAGUAUGUUUCUAAAAUGCUUGCCUUCAGGAAUAUUUUACAAGCAGAAUUUAAUUUUUUUUUCAAUAAGUAACUAAUCCCUGUCCUAAUAUUUUUAGUAAAGCUAGUCAUUCCUUAAUAACGACCAUUAUCGUUUGCAUCAGUAUAUUUUAAUGCUAAAUCAAGCAAGUUAACUAAUGUUUCUCUUCCCUUUUAAAGUCUUUGGAGACUCAAUGAAUGAUGUGUAAUAAAUUUAUGCUUUAAAAUUAGUUUAUAACGUGUAAUCCAUUAUUUAAUAUAAAUGUGAAAUUUGUUUCGGAUGCGAAGCAAUGUUGGUCUUAUCACAUGAGCAUUAAUUAAAUUAGAUUUGAAGCCAUCCCUUCUCAAAUACUUAAGCGAGAUAAUUAGAUUUAAGCAGCAACAUGUUGUCAUUCAAUUUGGUACUAAAUUCCCGUUGCAACUUGUCCUUGCGAAUCUUCGAAAUUAAGGGACUGUAACGAGGCUUUGAAAUAAUCUUUGAACACAGCUAUCGCGACUUUAAUUCGCUUCUCGUGGAUAUUUCGUAACAAAUUUCAAUUAAUUCGUAAAUGUGCUAACUCAAAUAAGCGUCGUAAUAUUUUGAUAAAUGUAAUGGUUUCGUUUAUUGCAAAAGUUCAAUAACAUUGAUAAUGACAAUUUUCAUUUUUUAAAAAUUUUGUAAUGAUCUCCUUUAACUAUCAAAUAAGCCAUAAACGAAAACUAUAGCUUUGGGGGUUAGUUGAGAUAUAAGAGUUCCACUAAGACAUGUUUUGCGUCUUAAUUUUUUUUCUUAAGACUGUCAUUGAGGAAUGUACAGUAUUAUUACAGUAUACAGUCAUUGAGGAAUGUACAGUACAAUAGUCUUAGGUAUUAUACAGUCGAUCUGCCAAAUAGCGUCAAUUAUGAAUAACCACUUCCUUUAUAAUUCCGCAGUAAUGAAUGGCGAUUGACAACCGUUGCUGAAAUUUCCGCCAGUGUUAUAUAUUAGUUAAUAAUAUGUAAGUACCCAUGCUUUUUCCAAAACUAUCUUCUAUGUUAAUUUCGCAGUUUUCAUCGAGAAAAUAGAAAAAAAAUUAAGUUGCUUUAUAACACUAAUAUAAAAUUACUUAAACUUUACCUGAUUUUUUUACGUGUAUUCAGUUAUCAAAACCUAAAAUCAUAAAUCCCUGAGAAUUUCGCAGUUUCCAUAGCUGUAAGCUCUACGAGGCCACAACAGUCUUUACAAAGAUUAAGGUUUUUGCAAAAAUUUCUUGCAUCCAGCCUUCUUGUACUAAAAUGACAUUAUCUUAAGUGUAUUUUUAGAUUUUAUAUAAAACAUUAACCUGUUUAAUUUAGAAUGCUGAAAAAAAUUUAAUAAUUUAGUGUAUGUUUAUGAAAUUGCUUGACAUUUUUUCCUAUGUUAGAGAACUAACUUCGCGAUGUUUGCAACUAUGCUGUUUCUCUUGCACUUGUUAUGAUAUAUAAUUUGUGAUUGAAAUGUUUACAAGUGAAUUUGUUAUCUUAAUAAAAUGUAUAUAAAAAUAG